Molecule: messenger RNA, 639 nt
Organism: Suillus fuscotomentosus
Lineage: Eukaryota; Fungi; Basidiomycota; Agaricomycetes; Boletales; Suillaceae
Exons: 3
Molecular function (GO): NADP binding; N,N-dimethylaniline monooxygenase activity; flavin adenine dinucleotide binding
Source: RefSeq, a predicted model, not a curated record
GGAUGCUCGUCGGAUGUCCAAAUUCAUUGGUACAGCUUAUCAUCGGACCUUUACCCAUAUUGGAACCGGUCGCAUGGCCUUCAACCUGAGAUUCAAGCCUACUGGAUCGACCUCUCGAAAAAAUACAAUCUAUAUCCACACAUCGCAUUCAACACAAAAGUGUUAUCUGCCGAGUGGGACGAUGCCAAACAACAAUACGUCAUCGUAGCAGAAGAUGUCCUUUCAGGCAAGAGAAUAUCGAGCGUGGCCCAUGUCGUGAUAUCUGCCGUUGGUAUCUUGGAUACCCCAAGGAUUCCAUACGAGAUCCCUGGAGUUGGGAAGUUUCAAGGGGUUUCGUUUCAUUCCGCACAGUGGCCAGGCUCGAUAGAUCUGCGGAAUAAGCGCGUUGCAGUGAUUGGAAAUGCCUCCUCCGGAGCACAGUUCGUGCCAUCUGUAUCUGAAGACCCGUCUGUCGAAGUAGUUAACUUCGUUCGCACCCCGCGCUGGUUCACCACUCGACCACAUAUUCCGUACUCGGACACCGAGAAAUGGAUUUUUGCCAACAUCCCUCUGGCAAUGCGACUGCACCGAGCUUGGAUCGUGUUCUGGGUCAGACCAAACGUUGCAGAGUUUUGGCUUGCUGACGCUAGUUGUAGUUAG